Messenger RNA from Tilletiopsis washingtonensis, 1009 nucleotides. RefSeq lists its product as hypothetical. NCBI's taxonomy places the organism in Eukaryota, Fungi, Basidiomycota, Exobasidiomycetes, Entylomatales. The record is from RefSeq and is a predicted model, not a curated record. The transcript has a single exon. The coding region runs from base 129 to 974 and encodes 281 amino acids.
CGGCCACGUCCGACGACCUGCGCCUCACACAGGCCGUCAACGCGGGCCUGCAGGCGGCACGGCAGCAGGGCCGCCUCGGCGGGCUGGUGCACCUCAGCGGGUGCGUGGUGUGCGGAUACGCCGCACUGAUGGCAGCUGACCUCUCUUCGCCUGCAGCGUGCAGGUCAUCGAGUCGGAGCCCGUGGGCAAGGACGUGCCGACCAAGGACUUUGACGACGCCAGCCUGGCCGACAUCCAGGGCAUCCCGGACAGUGCCGCACACCGCGAGAUCGACCUCGAGUGCGUGGCCACGCGUGGCCCUCCGCUGCAGCAGCGCUGACCACCGCUUCAGGAUCGCGCGCGCCUUCUCUGCCGGCAAGCUGCACGGCGCCAUCGUCUGUCCCGCCCUCGUCUGGGGCCAGGGCCGCGGGCCGGUGAGCCGCACGAGCGUGCAGCUGCCCGACAUGGUGCGCAAGGCGCUCUACAACGGCGCCGGCGUGUAUGCGGGUGAGGGCAGCAACGUCUGGGUCAACGUGCACGUCGACGAGUGCACGCAGGUCAUCGUGCAGCUCACCGAGAAGGCGCUCGCGGCGCCCAGCAAGCCGCCGCAGCUCUUCGAGACGUUCUACUUUGCCUCGCACCCGACGCUGCACAGCUUCAAGGACCUCGCCGUGGCCAUCGGCGCCGCGCUGCACGCCGAGCAGCUCGUCGCCUCGCCCGAGGCACGCAGCGUGCCGUGCCCCAAGUGGGACCCGUCGCAGAAGGGCGUGCGUGUCGAGGACGCAGCGCGCGGCGAGGCCGAGGCCGAGACGGAGCGCAGCACGCCCAUCUGGCCCUGCCGCACCAACACGCGCUGCCAGUCGAACCGCGCCAAGCAGGAGCUGCGCUGGGAGCCCAAGAUCGCGCUCGACGAGGCGGCCAUGCAGGAGGCGACGCGCCACUGCGUCGAGGAGUGGCGCAAGAGCGGCGAGCUCGAGGGCAUGCGGCACAAGUAGAGGCAAUAUGUACAAGAGAAAUGAAGAUUGAGAGG